Molecule: messenger RNA, 1793 nt
Organism: Malurus melanocephalus (red-backed fairy wren)
Lineage: Eukaryota; Metazoa; Chordata; Aves; Passeriformes; Maluridae
Gene: ZDHHC16
Product: zinc finger DHHC-type palmitoyltransferase 16
Exons: 11
Coding region: 50-1402 (450 amino acids)
Biological process (GO): protein palmitoylation
Cellular component (GO): Golgi apparatus
Molecular function (GO): palmitoyltransferase activity
Source: RefSeq, a predicted model, not a curated record
CCCGGCAUGCUGUGCGCGGGCGCUGCCCGUGGGCCGGCGGGGCCCGGGCAUGGAGGCGGCGGGCGGUGGGCCCAGGUCGGCGGCGCCGGGCCCAGACAGGUGCCUGGGGACAGAGUGGGUCUUGCUGUGGAGCAGACUGGCUGCCUUCCCUGUGGGUUCCCUGCCCAAGAGCUGCCUCCAUUGUAGGCGUGGUGUGGCAGGGAUGAGGAGCAGGCAGCGGAUGUUUGCUGCGGUGAUGCGCCUGCUCCUCAAGUGCCUGCGGCUGGGCCGGCGGCGGCGAUUCAAGCUGGUGCGGCAGGUGGAGCAGCUCUGGUACUACGGGCACCUCUGCCUCCGCUCCCUGCUCUACAACUCCUUUACCAACGGCGACGUGGUGCUUGAUUCCCUCUUCGAGCCUGUCUACUGGCUGGUGGACCAUGUCACCCGGUGGUUUGGUGUGGUGUUUGUGGCACUGGUAAUUGGGCUGACGAGCUCUAUUGUGGCCAUCGUGUAYAUCUGCCUGCUGCCCCUCAUCCUGCAGACCUACACACCUGCCUGGAUAUGCUGGCACCUCGCCUAUGGACACUGGAACCUCAUCAUGAUCGUCUUCCACUACUACAUGGCCAUCACCACCUCGCCUGGGCACCCACCACAGGCCAAGAACGACCUCACUGGYGUGUCCAUCUGCAGGAAAUGCAUUGCCCCCAAGCCGGCUCGCACCCACCACUGUAGCAUCUGCAACAGGUGCGUGCUGAAGAUGGACCACCACUGCCCCUGGCUAAACAACUGUGUGGGACAUUACAACCACCGCUACUUCUUCUCCUUCUGCCUCUUCAUGACCAUGGGCUGCAUCUACUGCAGCAUCAGUGGCUGGGAAAUGUUCCGGGAUGCCUACACAGCCAUCGAGAGAAUGAAACAGCUUGAGAAGGAGAGGCUGCAGGUGGCUGCCAACCAGACAUAYUACCAGACGCCACCACCCACCUUCUCCUUCCGCCAGCGAGCUUUCCACAAGAGCGUGGUCUACCUUUGGGUCCUCUGCAGCUCAGUUGCACUGGCCCUGGGUGCCCUCACACUGUGGCAUGCUGCGCUCAUCACCCGUGGSGAAACGAGCAUUGAGCGUCACAUCAACAGAAAGGAGAGGCAGAGACUGCAGAAGAAAGGCAAGGUGAGCACAGCCUGCAGUAUGGGGGCUGGCUGGGGCAGAGCCACAUGUGAUGUGCCUUUCCCUGUCCUGCAGGUCUUCAGGAACCCCUACAGUUAUGGCAGCUGGGAUAACUGGAAGGUGUUCCUGGGUGUGGAUAUGCCAAGGCACUGGCUCACCCGUGUCCUGCUGCCCUCUCCUCACUUGCCCCAUGGGACAGGCCUGAGCUGGGACCUGCCUCCCUGCGUGAUGGAGCAACGUGCACCACUCCUGGCAAUCUGAGGUCCUGGGCUCUGGACAUCCCUCCCUGCAGGCAAGAGUGCUGGACCCACUCCUCCGCUGCAGCUCCCUUUGGCCAAAGUGCCUGGCAGAAGGUUGGUGCUGGCACACAUCGCUCACUGGAGCCAGAGCCAUGGGAAACUCUGUGGACAGUGUUGGUGCCAGGAUGCUGCUCUCUCGGUUCUUGGUGGCUGCAGGCAGCCCAGGGGCAAGGUGGCAGAGCUGCUGCUCCCUGCUCCAGCUGAAGGUGCUGCUCUCCUUAGCACAGGUACAGGCCACCAUUGGCCCAGCUCAGCUUUCUGAAGGGCUGGGCGCAGAGGAUGGCACCCCCAUCCCCCUAAGUGCUCCCCGGGGAGUCUUUUUAAGACCAUCCACUAAAUAAUUUUUUUUCUAA